This is a messenger RNA of Strongylocentrotus purpuratus (purple sea urchin), 4780 nucleotides long. It is a transcript of the gene pdxdc1, whose product is annotated as putative pyridoxal-dependent decarboxylase domain-containing protein 2. The coding region runs from base 106 to 2652 and encodes 848 amino acids. Gene Ontology annotation, cellular component: intracellular membrane-bounded organelle. Gene Ontology annotation, biological process: carboxylic acid metabolic process. Gene Ontology annotation, molecular function: carbon-carbon lyase activity; pyridoxal phosphate binding. The record is from RefSeq and is a predicted model, not a curated record. The transcript has 23 exons. Lineage: Eukaryota; Metazoa; Echinodermata; Echinoidea; Camarodonta; Strongylocentrotidae.
AAUACAGCGAAUAUAAUAGCGUUGGCUACGUAUAGGCUGCUAGUGCGAGUACGCUAAAGCUGUUUUUUAGUUCUAUGCACUGAUUUCGGUGAAAAUCGUCUAACUAUGGCUGCCUCUGUGACUAUUGGAGAAGGAGCCACUGUUCCUGCUACAGGGAAUGUUACCGUAAAGGGGAAAAAUGUUGGAAAAUCAGGAGGAAAGCGUAAUGAUCGAGCCCAAAAGCUGAUGAUUGAACCAAGCUUAAGAGAGAUGUCAGAAGGAUUGAAAGAGGUCAUGGACCAGAUGGAUUCCUACAGCAAGCAGCUAGACAAGGAGAGGGAGGAGAGGUUUCAAACAUUUGUGAAUAAAUCGAGAAGAAAGCUCCCUGGACCAAUAUCAAACAGUGGUCAGAAGCUGGAUGCGAUCAUUGAACAGCUUCAGAACAUCAUCAUUACAUCUGAUCAGGAUGGACCAGGAGUACCAAGGAUCACAUCACCAAGUAUGCUAGAUAAGGCAGCACACAUUGCUAUGCUUGGACAGAGCAUGAUGGCAUACAUAUCGACCUUUGAACUCGACCAUCUACGUAGAAUGGCAACAAGGAUAGUCUCAGAUACCACACUCUGGCUAUCUAGGAUAUUCAGAUUUGAUGAAUCAUCAGCAUACUACCAUGUGGAUGAUCGGGAGGGACUAGCGAGGGUUUGCAGACUGGUCCUCAAUAACAAAUAUGAGAAGUUUGGUACCGAGGGUUUCAACUGUCUCUACACCAAGCCACCCAUCAUCUACAUCAGCGCUGCAUCAAGACCUGGACUAGGACAAUACAUCUGUGCUCAGCUUGGUCUUCCACAAUCCAGUUUAUGUACAGUACCAUGUAACACAGUCUUUGGAUCCCAACACACGAUGGACAUUGCUACGUUAGAGAGACUGAUCAAAGAUGAUGAAUCGUCUUCCAAGACUCCACUGUUGGUUGUAGCUAAUGCAGGCUCACCUAUGGCUGGCCAUACUGAUAAUCUCAACAGACUACGGACCAUCUGUGAUGAGCAUAAUCUAUGGCUACAUGUGGAAGGUCACAACCUGGCCACCCUUGCUCUAAGUACCGUGCCUUCAUCAAUACUGGCAGCUAAGAGAGUGAACAGCAUGACAAUCCAGCCAGGCGUAUGGCUUGGUCUUCCUGGUACACCCGCUGUUACAUUGUACAAAACUGCUGAUCCUGCUUUGAGCCUUGCAGCAGGACUGUGUUCGUCUCAACCCUUAGAGAGGUUAGGUGCUCUACCACUCUGGCUGUCUCUUCAAUGUAUGGGUCAUGAUGGUAUCGUAUCCAAGCUACACCAUGCUGCAGAACUGAGUCAACAGAUGUCUCAACGAUUGAACUCCCUUGGUGCCAUUAACUUAGCAGACAAGAAACAAGCUCGAGUGGACAAGGAGAUCACAUUAGAGGGCUCACUCUCUGAAAUCAUCAGCAGAACAAUACAAGUCUUCUCCCAAGUGGAUGUGGUAUCACCUGUCGUAGUCUUCAAAUACGAUGACGGUAUGGAAGCUCCCGGUCGAGCUUUUGCUCAAUACGCUUCAUCACAGGAUGAAUCUGAUGAAGGGAAGCAGCAAAAUACAUUACCCAAGCCUACUCUUGAUGCAGUCAAUACAUGGUUGGGAGCUGAGCUUGGUUCCUUGGAGCCAAAGAUUGGUCUAGACAUUGUAGAAGGAGACCAGGAGGGUGUUUGUAUUAGGUUCAGUCCCAUGACGAGUGCUCCAUAUAGAGGAACAUCAUCAGAACAUAUAGACUCGUUUGUUGAAACCCUGAAAACCCUCAUAUCAAAGCUGAAUGUGACGAUAGAGCAGAGAGGACCAUUCCAAGAAUUAGCAUCAGCUAAAGAAAACUUGACAGUGAUUGAUAGUGAGAACCAUGCAGGACUUGGCAUUGUGCAAUUCAUUCCAGAUUAUCUAGCAAACCAGGACCCCGAGUCUGAGCAGACCAAGCGAGAGGUCAACAAACUCAACACAGAACUCGUUCAGAGGCUCCAGGCUGGAGAAGAGGCCAGCCAUAGAGGGCGCUAUCAGAUAACACAGACAGCUGACGAGACGGUUGCCAUGGCAAUCAAUGUGGUGGACGGUGAUGCCAAUUUGGAGGAGGUUCUUGACAUGAUCUGCGAGAUUGGCCAGGAGCUUGAAGAUUCAUCUCAGUUCUUAGAGACGAUGUCAGAGUUGAUACUCAAAGGUAUCCUAGAAGCUGAGAAACAACUGGAGAUAGAGAAUGAAAACAAGCUCAUUGAGGAGGGUGUACUACGGCAGGUGCCUCUGGUAGGUUCCCUUUACAACUGGUUUUCACCUCCUCCAGAAGCUGUCAUCAAGGGUAGAACACUCAACCUAUCAUCAGGUUCCCUUGAGAGUACAGAGAAGACAUACAAGCUCCACAUGCAGGUCCAGGAGGAGUCCGCCUCUCCUAUCAAACAACGACCAGCCAGGACUCCUACGAAGCCAGCAGAAGAGAAACCUGCCGUUCAGAAACGAGACUUAGAGGAAGCUGUUGAUCCUGCCGUGACGCCAUCAGAGACGGAGAGUCCAGCCACUAACAGUCUGAGUGAGGGUAGUAACGCAACAAGUGGUAGCAGCUUCCAGGAGGUGAGUGCAAGUGACAUGAAGGACCUGACCACUGAGAGUGAAGGGUUGGAUAUGAAAUGAGGGACAGACAUCUUGUGGUAAUCACAGGUACAUGGCGUUAUUCCACAGCAGCUCAGAUAAUCUAGAAGGUGUUUUCAACCAGCAUAGGAUUUUUUUUACACACCCUGUACAUGUCUAGCUUGGAUUAAUAUGCUGUAAGAACACGAAAGUAUUUUAUUCCUCUAUUUCAUUUUGUGUUUGAUUUUAAAGUCUCAUUUUUAGCCUUGUCUCAUCUGGUUGCCUCUACAUGAAGGUUCUUGUGAUAGAAUUCAGAAGAAAAAAACGUUUCCAACCAAUAGAAAAAAACAAUACCUGCAUCCGUUUUAGUUGUUGCUUAUUCAAGUACAAGUAUUGAGAGUAAUACUUAUUUCAUUCCAUGUAAUGCUUACUGAUGAAUUAUUUCAUAUAAAUGUAUCGUUAUAAUUACUUUUAGCCUCGUCUCAUCUGGUUCCUUUUAAAUAUUCUUGCGAUAGAAUUAAGAAAAAACAAGUCCAACCAGUAGAAAAGAACAAUACCUGCAUGGCUGCAUCAGUUUUAGUUAUCACUUAUACAAGUAUUGAGAGUAAUACUUAUUUCAUUCCAUGUAAGGCUUAAUAAUAAAUUAUUUCAUAUAAAUGUAUUGUUAUAGUAAGUUAUAAAAUAAUCAUUCAACCCUUGAACCAUCAUUUGAGUAUUUGUUAGAAUUAUAUUUUUCAUUUGCUGAUGUUUUCUUAUUUUGCCUUUUAAGUUUAAAAGGUUGAUAUGUAUAUUGGUCUGUGUAUGCUUAAAAAGCAAUGUCUACAUUAAGCAGUCUUAUUUAUGUUGCUAACCAUUGUGUAUCUCAGUUAUUACAGUUUUUAAAGGUUAAGAAAAUCUGUUCUAUAUCAUAUCAUAUCACAUCCUUGUAUUUCAACUUUUUACGUGCUAGGUAUUAGUUAUAAUGUUUUAAAGAUAUGUUUCAUCAAUAAUAUGGAGAACAAAAGAUAAUUGUGUGCAAAUAGUCUGUAUACUUCAUCCUAGGGCCUGGAUUAUCACUGCAUAUUAAUUAAUGAUUGAUGAUUGUUUUACCUGACUUCUAAGAAAGCAUGUGUGUGCUUGUAAGUAAGCAACCAGGGGAUCAACGGCUUUAAGUCCUCUCCAAGGGACUCUGUAAUGAGUAUUAAUGCCUUACCAAAGGCAUGUUCUUCAUAUUUGUGAAAGGACGCAGUCAACAGUCAUUUUGAAAAGUAAUAAUUGGGUAGAGGAAGGAGGGAGGAACUUGUACACACUCUUAGUGAGUUAUAUUGAUGGGAUGUGCUUGUAGGAAAGAUAUUAAUUGACAAUGUAAGAAAAUGUUAUACUCAAAGAGGUGUUCUAAAUUUUAUGUUAUCUGUAGAGUAAAAUAACUUUAUUCCGAACUAAACUUUUUAUCCAUCAAGAACAUUUUCAAUUUAUGGUAAACUGGAAAACAAUUUCCUCCGAAAAUGUCCAUGUUCUGCCAUUUACAUGUAUAUGGUUUAUUAAUUUACCCAAGAAUUCAUUUUUGGGGGGAAUUAUUAAUUAAUUACUAUUUUGUAAAGAUGAAUUUUUAUGUUUUUGUAUACUUACAUGUAAGUAAAAUGGGAUCAGAAAUUUUACUAUUUCAGUAUGCUUGCAAGAAUGGGCAGUGUACAUGUAUCAUUAUGUGUUAAAAUAAUAUAUUACCUUAUCGGUACUUGAUUGAAAGGGCAUUUACUAUACACAAACUAUUUUUUCUCUGCUAUCAUACCGAGGGGUCUUCAAAUUAUCAUAAUAUACCUAAAUUGUAAUAAAUUAUCUCUUAAUGUGUGCGCUAUUUUAGGUGACUGCUUAAGUGGGCAGUUCACAAAUAUUAUCUCUUAUAUGUAACAAAUGUAGAUAAAUAAAAACUACUUUACUUGUAACACAACCUUUUAAUCAUGAUUUCAAAGCCAGAAUAGCAUUGAAAUAUGACUGAUGAAAACGUAGCAUUAUCGUAAUGUUUGCAAUACAAGGGGAUAUCUGAGGGGGAAAAAAAUGUACAGUGAUUUGUAAAAUAAAAUCCUUGUAUUCAGAUAUCUUUCCUCUCAAUAGCUAAUACUUAUUUAUAUAUUUUGUAAAAGAAUUUCUUUGACAAUUAUUUGUAGAAAAAAUAUAUGAGGGAUCAAUAAAAGCUCUUUUCACUUGUAGGAAA